AUGUUCCUCAGAUGCACACUGUGGCCUCGAACAGCUGGGGUUCGCGUUUUGAGCAUUGAUGGCGGGGGUAUUCGUGGCCGGAUCCCCUUGGAGUUUCUACGCGUUCUACAAGACCAUGUAGCGCUUCCACUUCCGAUCCAAAGUCAUUUCGAUCUAGUCUUUGGAACAAGCUCCGGUGCCAUUAUUGCAUGUGCAUUAUGCAUAAACGGCUGGGACAUCAAAGUCUGUACGGCUACCUUCGAGAGCUUUGCAGCUGAGGCCUUCAAAGCUCGCUUUCCGUAUAGAGUACCAUUACUGACGAAGAUCUACGAUUUGUGCCUGCUGAUGAUUGCGGACUGUCGCUACUCCGCAACAAAUCUGGAACAGUCUUUGCAGGCCGUCUUCGGACCGACGAGAAGCAUGCUUGAAUAUUCUAGAGCCUCUGAAAUGGGCAUCUUGGUGGGGGUUCCUGUCACGACAACUUCCGACGUGAGUUGCAACAUAUUCAGUAACUAUAACGGUAGUGGUCGUCGGGAGAAGACAGACUACACUAUGGUCAGGCAUUCGUCCUCAAGAACCCCCGUCCCGCUAUGGGAGAUUCUGAGAUGUUCGACGGCAGCACCGUACUACUUCCCUGCCAGGCAUGUCGACGGCCUGGAAAGAUACCAAGAUGGGGGCCUGAUGUAUAACAAUCCUGCCUCCGUGGCGAUCAGAGAGGUGGCUGCAAUGUUUCCAACUGCUAGGAAACCGAGCACGCUGGUGUCGUUAGGCACGGGAUCUAUCGUUUGGAUAAAGUACAAAUGGUCCUUCAAGAACAGUCUCAUGACAGCCAUAUAA
Microdochium trichocladiopsis is the source of this 816-nucleotide messenger RNA. Its product is annotated as acyl transferase/acyl hydrolase/lysophospholipase. The record is from RefSeq and is a predicted model, not a curated record. Lineage: Eukaryota; Fungi; Ascomycota; Sordariomycetes; Xylariales; Microdochiaceae. The coding region runs from base 1 to 816 and encodes 271 amino acids. The transcript is spliced from 7 exons. Gene Ontology annotation, cellular component: membrane. Gene Ontology annotation, biological process: arachidonate metabolic process.